Messenger RNA from Chaetomium fimeti, 1473 nucleotides. RefSeq lists its product as uncharacterized. The coding region runs from base 184 to 1362 and encodes 392 amino acids. NCBI's taxonomy places the organism in Eukaryota, Fungi, Ascomycota, Sordariomycetes, Sordariales, Chaetomiaceae. The transcript is spliced from 2 exons. The record is from RefSeq and is a predicted model, not a curated record.
CGGGAUGUCCGCGUUUUCGGGAUGGUAUGCGUGCUAGUAUUCCUUCUCUACACAUUUGUUGUUUCGCUAGUAGCCUCAUAUGGCUCGCUGGCAUACACAUCUCCCAUCCAGUGCGCAUUCAUCCAACCUAAACCAGCCCCGGAUGCAUUCACCGUACUCGCCCUAUUGUAAUGGGUCAUAGCCAUGUAUCUCAUUGUGUUUGGAUAUUACACUCGGGUUUCAGGUCUCUACUCGGACCACGGAUUGAUGGCCCUUCUUUUGUAUCCGGGAAUCCGUCUGCAAUGGCGCAGGAUUUUGAGGGACCAGGCACCGCACCUGUCACCGGACCAGGUACUGCAGGUUGUGCUCGCCUCGUCUCGGGCACGAAGGCUGGGCUCCAUCCUUAAGCUUACAUCACAAUGCGGUAAUGGGCAGCGACCUGUUAGUUCGCCGUACUUGGCUCUCUUGCAGGGGGGUUAUUUGAUUUCGGGUUCUUUCUUUAUAAGCCUAAAUGGAGUCGCCUUUAGUUUGUCGUAUGGCAUUACCCAGCUCGUCAGCUAUCGCUGGGUAUGGGCACCGCGACUGGAAGAGGACAUAAAGUCGAUGGGCUUUGGUCAAAUCAUGGCUGUUUUCCUACUUAUUUUGCCUUUCCUGGCGGCUGCGGAGAGCUAUUAUGGUACUGACUGGCUGUGCAUUAAAGAAUAUCUGCAAUCCCGCACCGAACUUCCGGAUGCUGGUAGUGCCGAGCCACGCAUCUCCGAAAGCGGUAUUCUUGAUGGCACAGCAUCAUCACCCCCCCGUUCGAUGUCAUCACCAACGCCGAUUUCCCAAACGUCGGGUGCCGAACGAGUCAAGGCCGAGUUUGUCAACAAUGUGGACAAGAUCAAAAAGUACCUUGCAGGUGACGUCUACUAUAUCCGUCACAUCGAGGCUCAACAAGAACCUUCCAGUACCGCCGAACAAGACCUCAUCGAAAAGAAGAGAGCUGUGUUAAUUCGAUAUGAACGCCUCAUCGAAUGUGAACGCCAGGUCUUUCCUAAGACUAAGGCUGUUGCAAUAUUCUUGUUGUUCUUUCACUUUAGCGGGAGUAUUACUCUCGGUGUUCUGCUCAAUCUGGUUAAGGGUGUCGAUAUUAGCAGCGGGUUGGCGAUCGCCAUGGUGCUAGGAGCUGCGACUUUCGUGCGGUUGAAGGACACCCUGACGCUCCCGUUCCAGCAGCCGCAGCUCGUGUCUCUUGAACAACCGGAAACUCGCAGCCAGGAGUCCGGUGGCAGCCAAGGUGGAGACCAGGGACCCGAUGAGGGUAAUGCGCUUGAACUUGACGAGAUAGCCGCUGCGCGAAGGACUGCCACUGUGCUCCUUGAAGAGGGGGGACCACGUUGAGAGAGUACGAGAGGGCAUAGCUUGAUCCGAAAUUCUGGAAGCACAGCACUCGAUGCCAGAUUCUUCACAACUUAUGAGUCUAUCCGGAGAAUUCAUCGAAGUUUGGUUUUG